Messenger RNA from Alnus glutinosa, 1982 nucleotides. Its product is annotated as putative laccase-9. Gene Ontology annotation, biological process: lignin catabolic process. Gene Ontology annotation, molecular function: copper ion binding; hydroquinone:oxygen oxidoreductase activity. Bases 148 to 1854 code for a protein of 568 amino acids. The transcript has 7 exons. Gene Ontology annotation, cellular component: apoplast. Lineage: Eukaryota; Viridiplantae; Streptophyta; Magnoliopsida; Fagales; Betulaceae. The record is from RefSeq and is a predicted model, not a curated record.
UUUUCCUGUGUUUUUUUCUUCCUGGUAGAUCAAGCGGAUUGGGUCUAUAAAUAGCUCUUCAACCUCCGGCAGAUGGACACAGAAGGAAGCGACACUAGCUAAGAAUUAAUAUAUCGAGAGUAGUACUGUCUUAAUUUUCUUUGUAUCAUGGGAAUAAAGAAUGUGGGUUUGAUCCUGGGAUUCCUAGGGUUUUUGUUUCUCGAUUGGGUGUCCCUUUGCAUGGCUUAUAAUGUCCACAACUACACCUUUGUUCUGAAUAACACAAAUUUCGAAAGGCUGUGUACCAGCAAGAGUAUGCUAGUAGUAAACGGCAUGUGGCCUGGCCAAACAAUUGCUGUAACUAAAGGCGAUAGGGCAUAUAUUAAUGUCCAGAAUAAUGGAGACUAUGGUGUCACUAUUCAUUGGCAUGGAGUGAAGCAACCUAGAAAUCCUUGGUCAGAUGGUCCUGAGAACAUCACACAGUGCCCUAUUCAACCAGGAAAAAACUUCACUCAAGAGGUCAUAUUUUCUACUGAAGAAGGAACUCUAUGGUGGCAUGCCCAUAGUGACUGGUCACGCGCCACAGUCCAUGGCGCCAUUAUUAUUUCACCUGAAAAUGGAACCAAAUAUCCAUAUGACACACAGCCUGAUGAAGAAGUAGUUAUCGUACUUGGGGAAUGGUUCAAUGGAGAUGUGAAGGAAUUAAUUGACAAUGCCACGGAAACUGGCGGUGAUCCAACCCCAUCAGACGCCUACACCAUCAACGGCCAACCAGGAUAUCCAAAUAAUUGCUCCAAUGAAACAACAUAUAGUCUAUCAGUGGAAUCCGGCAAGACAUAUCUUCUCCGAAUAAUAAGUGCAGUGAUGAACGAGGAAAUGUUCUUUGGAAUCGCCGGCCACAACAUUACAGUUGUCGGACAGGAUGGCGCAUACAUAAAGCCCAUAAACACCAAUUACAUCAUGAUAACACCAGGACAAACAAUGGAUGUAUUGCUCAUAGCAAACCAGACACCCAGCUACUACUACAUGGCUGCUACACCUUUCUUUGACUCCAGCGCCCCAUACGACAGUUCCAACACUUCAGCCAUUAUCAAGUAUACAGGCAAUUACACUACUCCAUCCUCUCCUCCCUAUCCCUCCCUCCCUAAUGUCACCGACAAGGCUGGUGCUGACAACUUCACAAGUCGCAUAAGGUCGUUGGCGAGUACUGAGCACCCGAUUGAUGUCCCACAAGAAAUUGACGAAAGAAUCGUCAUUACAGUUUCUGUUAAUCAAUUGCCUUGUGAUCAAGAUUCGUGUGAUGGGCCAAAUGGUAGUAGGUUAGCUGCUAGCUUAAACAACGUUAGUUUCUCGGCCCCGACGACCGAUAUACUGCAGGCUUACUACAAGAGCUUGUCCGGCGUUUAUGAUGAUGAUUUUCCAGGUUAUCCUCCUUUUGUAUUUAACUACACAGGAAUUUCAAAUGACGAAUAUCUACUUCCGAGCCAAGGAACAAAGGCAAGGAUGAUAGAUUGGGGCAAAAAAGUUGAAAUAGUGUUCCAAGGGACGAAUAUAGGGAAUGCGGAGAACCAUCCAAUGCAUCUUCAUGGUUUUAGCUUCUACUUGGUCGGGUCGGAUUAUGGCAAUUUCGACAACACGACUUCCCCAGGAACUUACAAUUUGGUAGAUCCACCGGAAGUUAACACCAUCGGAGUUCCUAAGAAUGGAUGGGCUGCCAUUAGAUUUGUUGCUGAUAAUCCUGGGGUGUGGUUUAUGCACUGUCAUUUGGAAAGGCACGCUAGCUGGGGUAUGGACACGGUCAUCAUUGUGAGGAAUGGGACAACAAAGGAAACAAGCAUGAUGCCACCUCCAGACAAUUUGCCUACAUGCACUUAGUUUUGGAAGAAUGUUUUGGGUUCAAUCAAUCAAUAAGGGCUUGAAUUAUCUAGGCCUUUCCAUUUGUUGAAGAAAUUUUUAUGCCCUUUUCCAAUAAAAUGCUUUAAAUAAAGUUCGCAUUCAUGAGA